AUGGCCAAGUAUUUGGUCCAGUUGAUUCUAUCUGGUGCUCGAGUUUUGGGCCGUGCCUUUGCCCAAGCUGUCAAAGAAGAAUAUGUUUCAAGUCAAAGAGUUGCUAACGCCCGUCGAAACAAUGGGUCUGGUGGUCCUGAACAAAAUACUUACGUCCAAAACGCUGGAAUCUCACUAGAGGAGGCAAAACAAAUAUUGAAUGUCAAAGAUAUUCACGAUAUAAGUACUUUAAAUAAACACUAUGAACACCUCUUUUCCUCUAACAGUAAAGAUAAAGGUGGAUCAUUUUACUUACAAUCUAAGGUAUUUCGAGCGAAAGAGCGUAUUGAUGAGGAAUUACAGUUUGAACAGUCGGAACGGCGACGAGAUCCAGAAUCUAGAAACAAUAACCAAUCAGGGACUUGA
This is a messenger RNA of Schistosoma mattheei, 405 nucleotides long. The record is from the annotation of a GenBank genome assembly. Lineage: Eukaryota; Metazoa; Platyhelminthes; Trematoda; Strigeidida; Schistosomatidae.